AGAGAGUGAAGGGGGUGAUGAAAACGUCUCUGCCGGACAAUCAAUCGCUAGUCGGCUACGAAGUCGUCGUAAGCUUGACAACAAUGCAGACGUUAUCCACAAACAAGCAACGCGAUCAAGUGAAGCAUCCGACAAAGAAGGAAACCAAGGUAUUAUAUGACAAUAUUCAACUGCAGAAAAAGUUCUCUCAAUGCUUACCUUUGGCGUUGUACAGGAGAAGAAGAACACUCAGAUACCGACACAACGCUUUGUUGUUGUCCGUACAAGUCUUGUACUUAUUCCCAUAUAGAGUUAUACCAAAUGUAUCGGCACAUCCGACGGAAGCACGACGCUGAAUUUCCAGUAAUGAAAUCCAACGAAUCUUAUACUCGUGUAUUCAAAAAUAUAGAUGGAAAACGGAUAUUAUUCAACGCUGCAUCACGGAAUCUAUUGGACGCAGGAGAGAAAAUUGUAAUUGAGUAUCCCAUAUCUGAAACCCCUCGCUACUAUUGUCCGUACAAGUCUUGUACUUCAUCAAGCACAAUAGUACGCUAUAUCCACUGGCACAUCCAAAAGAAGCAUGAUGCUGAUCUUCCAUUAUUGAAACGCAACGGAUCUGAUACUCGUGUAUUUAAAAAUAAAGAUGGAAAACGAAUAUCAUUUGAUGAAUAUGGAACAACUGUAAAUUCUAUGCUAACAAGUAUCUUUCAUACAUGUAUGAUACAUAGUUGCAUCUAAAGAUCUAUUGAAAACAGGAGAAAAAAUACAAAUUUGUUAUACAGAUCGACUCCCCCAGUCAUAAGGUACUGUUAGUGGUGUUACUUUACAUAUGAUUCUCUGUGGAAAAGCAUACUUUAUCUAUUAUCGAUCAGUUAACAUUAAUUCUGUAUCUUUACACUGAACACAGUAACGUCUAUAUUGUCUGUGCAAAGAAUGCACGGGAGUGAAACUAUACGAUACGAAUCCAACACAUUCGUAACCUGCGGUGCUCAACACCCUACCCAUACCCAAUGCCAUUAUGAGGUUAGGACGCACUUUGGAAAGAGAAAACUAGUACGUCACUUUCUUCCCACCUGCUUGAUAGUAAAAGCCGUUCGUUAAAUAAUCCAAUAAAGACCCCGUAC
This is a messenger RNA of Zychaea mexicana, 1103 nucleotides long. RefSeq lists its product as uncharacterized. Bases 157 to 717 code for a protein of 186 amino acids. Lineage: Eukaryota; Fungi; Mucoromycota; Mucoromycetes; Mucorales; Lichtheimiaceae. The transcript is spliced from 3 exons. The record is from RefSeq and is a predicted model, not a curated record.